AUGGCGGCUACCUCUUGCUCUCCGGGUCCCUCUGACACUGUUGGGCUGAGAGCGAACCGAGCAUGCAGAAAUUGUGUCCAGAUUAAGGCAAAAUGUGUUCCCUUCCAGGGAUCCGACAUCUCCAUAUGCGAGAGAUGUCAUCGACUUGGUCGUCAGUGUACAACUCCUGCAGCCUUGCCUCGUAAGCGCGGGCGCAACAAGUCAACGCGCGUGGCUGAGCUUGAAGAGAAAAUCAACAAGUUAACGAAUCUUUUGUCUGCCGACCAAUUGCAUCAUGAGGAACCGAAUCAACCAGAUGCCACCAGGAAUGAUCAGUCACUGCCCACGCCACCAUUAUCAAUCGGUCUCGAUCCACGGCCUCUCCCGCCUGCCGGAAAUGUCGACCAAAGGUGUAAGCCUGGCAUUGAUGAAGCUGCCGCUUUGCAGGCGGAUAUCAAGUCUAUCUUCCGUACCGAGUUGCCACCUGUAGUAGAGGAAAGGCUUUUUAGUGAUUUCCGAACAACCUUCAACCAAUAUUUUCCUUACGUCGUCAUUCCACCUCAGGCAACGACUGCCGCAAUUCGAAAAGAGAAACCGUUCCUCUUUCGGACUUGCGUCUCUGCAGCAUGCCAUACGGACCCUGUGAUACAAAAGCAGGUAGCAGAAGAGCUGCUACGCUAUAUUGGCGAACGAAUGCUGAUCAGGUCGGAGAAGUCGCUUGAUAUCCUCCAGGGUUUGCUAGUAUUCAUUUCUUGGUAUCAAUACUACAACAACUACAAUCAUCAGUUGAUGAAUUUGCUCCACCUUGCCUCCGCUAUGGCCAUCGAUUUGGGUCUGAAUCGACCGACAUACUCGGGGCCAUGGCCCCCAAUUGGAAUGGUAAUUGAUACCAGUCAACUCAUCCAUGGAAAACCGCUUUCCCCAGGGGUACAAACAUCUGACGAGCGACGGGCACUCCUUGGACUUUACUUUUUCCAAGCGAGGUUAUCUGCAUGCUUUUCAACGGUCGAUUUUAUGCAGUGGUCGCAACACCUCGAGGAUUGUUGUACCUCGCUACUCUCCUCCUGCGAAUACCCUUCCGACGUUGAAGCCGUUCAGGGCGUCCGACUUACUCGACUUCUGGAACGAUAUUCACCUUAUACGGGCGUAAUAACCUUGAAGAACGUACCCAUCAAAGCUUUCGUAGAUUGCUUCCUGGAAGAUUUACAUCGCGUCAAGCAAGGAUUCCCCGCCAGUCUUAGCAAUGAUCCUGUCUUCCAAAUGCAGAUUUGUGAUGCCGAAUUGACAAUAUAUGAGUCUGUUGCAGCGUCAGAGCAAGAUACCCCACUUGAACGAGCUGAAGCGCUGCACGCCGCACUUGGAACUAUUGACAACCUCAUUAACAAUUUCACAAGGGUGUCGGCAGGUUCAAUACCUCAUCUGCCGUUCCUCUCAUGGAUUCAUAUCCUCCAUUGUUACAUUGUCUUAGCGAAGCUUUCGUUCCUUGUUGUAGAUGGCUGGGAUCUACAAUAUGUUAGGACAGGACGCACCAACUUCCCGGCAAUGAUUUCUCGUAUUGUGGAAGUACUUGAGGCUACAACACGAUACAGUAUGGGCGAAAAGCUGAGACCAAAUGCUGUCUCUGCACGAUACACUGUGUAUGCGGAGAAGAUGCGUUCAUGUUUGAAAUGGUACAACAAUAAGCUCAAAGCAGAGACCGAAUCGCAACAGUCAUCUGUUGCUGAUCUAGGCCCUGCUCUGCCAACGGUGGACUCUACAUUUGAGGGCUUCUUCGAAGGCUUCGAUGAUAGUUUCUGGACGGAUCCCAGCAUGGACUGGGCGAGCGCAGGAGUACAGUCAUGA
Messenger RNA from Exophiala oligosperma, 1821 nucleotides. RefSeq lists its product as uncharacterized. Bases 1 to 1821 code for a protein of 606 amino acids. Gene Ontology annotation, molecular function: DNA-binding transcription factor activity, RNA polymerase II-specific; transcription cis-regulatory region binding; zinc ion binding. The transcript is spliced from 5 exons. Lineage: Eukaryota; Fungi; Ascomycota; Eurotiomycetes; Chaetothyriales; Herpotrichiellaceae. The record is from RefSeq and is a predicted model, not a curated record. Gene Ontology annotation, cellular component: nucleus. Gene Ontology annotation, biological process: regulation of DNA-templated transcription.